AUGUGACCCCACCCCGUGACGUCAGGUCCUUCUAGAUGAUAGGAACUAGCCGCUACCCUUCCACAUCCGCUGGAGCAGCGGCUUGUACUUCCGGAGCUCCGGAGGAUCCGGGACCCACCCUGAGCGCCGGAGAGUGAGUACUGAAAUCUGGAGGGACCCCGCUGCUUCUCCUCUCCUGGUGCUACUUGACUGAACUUAGUCCAAGUUUACAACCACAGAUCGUCUCUGACCUAAGAAAUCCCCCUCCAGAAGACACUUCAUCGGGCAGGAGGAUAUGACCGCCUUCAAUCCCCAUCCAGCACACUAGCGCCCCCCAUCCCCAUUGUGACGUAGUGCAUGAGCGGUUUGCCUCUCUGGGUCCAUGAGGGAAUAUAAAGUAGUGGUGUUGGGCAGCGGAGGGGUUGGGAAAUCGGCCCUGACUGUACAGUUUGUUACGGGCACUUUCAUCGAGAAAUAUGACCCCACCAUUGAGGAUUUCUACCGUAAAGAGAUUGAGGUGGACUCUUCACCCUCUGUGCUGGAGAUCCUGGACACGGCUGGCACAGAGCAGUUUGCCUCCAUGAGGGAUUUGUACAUUAAGAACGGGCAGGGCUUCAUCUUGGUGUAUAGCUUGGUGAAUCAGCAGUCAUUCCAGGAUAUAAAGCCGAUGCGGGACCAAAUAGUCAGGGUGAAGAGAUAUGAAAAAGUCCCUCUUAUUUUAGUCGGGAACAAGGUUGACCUGGAAUCUGAACGAGAAGUCAUGUCUACAGAAGGCCGCUCUCUGGCUCAGGAGUGGGGCUGUCCGUUUAUGGAGACCUCUGCUAAGAGCAAGACAAUGGUGGACGAACUGUUUGCAGAGAUCGUCAGGCAAAUGAACUAUGCCUCAUUGCCUGAGAAACAGGAUCAGUGUUGUACAACGUGCACUGUUCAAUGAGACACUCAGAGGGACCUCACAGACGGCCAUAAAGAGCAGAUAACUCAGAGGAACUUUGCACAGCUUCGGCUUUGAAGAAGUUACAGCCCAGGUUGCAGUUCUGAGCCUUGAUAAACCUGACUGCACAACAGCACAUUUGCCAUACCUUUCAUCGACCGCUCAGAGGGGGCGUGCGGCCCGCGCGCUCCCUCGCCAUCAGCAGCUGUGCUUAGCACGUUUACCCUAAGUUCAAAGAAAAACUUCUUCUUUUCCCUCUCCUUUUUCUAGUCUCCCAUGUUCCUAUUAACAGCUGAUAUGCAACAUUUUGGUCUCGUUUUUAGGGGAGUUUUUUUGUUUUUGUUUUUUUUAAAUCAGUAUAGUUAAUCAUUUUCUGAAUCUUGUAUUUAUUAAAUACUUAAACUCAGUAUUACCUACUUUAUGCCUUUUUAGAAGACCGUUUUAACAGAGGAUAAUUUCGAGCCUUAAUCGAAUGGUUAAUUUCUGUAUAAUACCUCGAGUCUGCUCCUAACCCCUUCGGUGCCAACGGGGCCGGUGUUUAACCUUGCGUUGCCUGCCCCUCGCAUUGAAGGUGUGCAUACGGUAGAUUUUUUAUUUUUUUUCCUGACAAUGGCUUGUAUAUGCUUUCGAGAUUAUGUUUACGAUUUUCACGGUAUCAAGUGAAGCUGCUUGAAACGACAUUGGACCUGAAGUUCUGGGUUUUUGUUGGGUCCAAACUAUGUUGGAAGCCAAACAAGCAGGUGAGAAAAGUCCCUGCUGUAUCCGCUGAUGAUUUUUGACAAAAAAAAAAAAAAGAGGAACAUAACCACAGGAGAUGUGAAAAAUAAAAAAAAUCUCCUCCUUUGGUGCAUCACAGUUAGUGGAUGGGUUUGUAUUGGCCCCAUUUGGAAUCCUAGUGGUUAGGACUCAAAUGUAUCCUGAGUAUUUUAUUUUUCUUGCCCCCCACCCCCAAACAAAAAAUCCAUUGACUUUGGUUUUUUUUGUGUUUUUUAAUCUUGCGUAGAUAUGGGUUGCUAACUUCCUGUGUAUCUCUAAUAUUACCCAGCUUCAGGCAAGUUUCCUCCCCACCUGUGCACAUACAGAUCUAAUACAAAUAAAAUGAUUUUAUGUUUUCUAGUUUUAUUAUAGUUGUCUUGUUGAAUACACUUAUUGAAACUAUAUUUUUGAAUCUUAGUCACCUGUCGCUUUGUGCCGUCAUUCACACGCUCCUACCCCCAAGUUAAACACGACGCAACCUGGACACCUUUCACUCCAGAGAUUAGCCAAAUGUGCUUUACACAGCCAAAGCCUUUCAUGGUGUUUACCUGAUUGUUUUCAGAUUACUUGAACAUAAAACCUUAAUUACACUUUAAGCCUCCGCCAUUCUGUUACUGAUACUUCAUUAUUACUUAUGGGAUUGGUUUGUUUUUUAUUUUUUUAUUUUAUUUUUUAGAAAUUUACUUUAAAACUGUAACACAUUAGUCCUUUAUCCCGUGUACCUUUCCAAACAGUUGCUUUAUUGGCAAAAAGGCUAGCUCAGUGAGUUGGUGAAGUUAGUUAUGGUCAACUUUUGGGAAAUAAGGCGAGGGUACUGUUGGCGUGAUGGCUUCUGUUCAUAACGGAGCUAUGAAAUCCAAUUUCAAAUUGACACCGGCAAAUUCUGACAAACCCAAUUGACUUUACAGGGGUCUUUCACCUUUCUGGAAUCAUCGAUGGUGGAAAUAGCGCUACAGGCUGCACUUAUGGCUGUCAAAAAUACUGGAAAGUGUGUAGGAAACAGAGGCUCUGAGCACCUUUAGGAUCCAUUCACACAUCCGCAUCCGUUCUGCAAUGUUGCGGAACAGGUGCGGACCAGUUAAUUUUUAAUAGGGCCGGCAUGUACGGUCCCCAUCCCCGUUUGCGGAUCCGCGCUCCCCUUCGCCCAAAAAAUUUAACAUGUCCUAUUUCUGUCUGCAAUUGCGGACAAGAAAAGGCAUUUUCUAUGAGAGUGCCGGCGACGUGCGGUCCGCAAAAUGCGAAACACACAUUGCUAGGGUCUGGGUUUUUGCGGAUUCGCAAAACUCAUACGGACGUGUGAAUAGACCCUUGGGGUACUCCCAUCUCAGACUUCUUGGGAAUCUUGCUAGGAUCAGUGUCAGAUAGGUGCGAGUCCCACCUCUGGGACCUGCUCCUAUGUCCAGAACAGGGCCCCCGAAGUAUAGGCAAGCACAUUGUGAAUGCGCGUGGCACUCUCCAUUCACUGCUAUGGGGGUUCCGAAAACAGACGAGUGUGUGCGUACUCCACUAUUUGGGACUCCUAUAGCGCUAAAUGGAGGGCACAAUACACCUGCUUGGCCACUUCUCCAUUCGCUGCUAUGGAACUGCCAGAAACAUUUUUGCAACUCCUAUAGCAGGGAAUGAAGGGUGGCCGGGCACGUGCAGCUGCUCUCUUUAAUUUGGGGGUCCCAGUGUGGCACACCUAUCCUAACAUUAUGCCAUCAAUGUCUGAGAUGGGAAUACCCCUUUAACUUCAUGGGAGUGGCCGAGAUUUUGUCAUCUACUUAACUGAAAUGAACAUUGCAGUCUUUUUGUCUUUUAUACACAGAAUAUGUAUUUUUACUUGCUGAGGUGCGUUGACAUUCCUCAAUUUUAGUCUUGUGUGCUAUAAGAUGCAUAUCUGGACUGCAGGAUGCAUGGCCAGACAGUAAAUUCUCUCUGUACGCGGAGUGCCCUCGUUUUAUUCUGCUCUUUCAUUUUGUAAUUUUUUUAUAUACAUACAUACCAUUUUUUUUUUCUUUUUUGCAUUUUGUGAUGUACCCCUAACUUUGCUACAAUUACUUUCCUAAAAACGCCUCCAUUUUUGUCCAUGGGCCUUGUCUAGUAUUGCAGUCCAGCCCUAGUCAAAUGUGCUGACACAGGUCCUUGGACUACAAAGGCGUUCUUUCUGGUGGAGGGGGCAGAUUACUUUUUUCUCAUGGCAUUUACAUCAUAGCGGUGUCAAUUGGUAUAUAGACCAUGUGUUAUAUGUAAUAGUGUAGAUUUACUCUUCCAAUUCAGGCAGUUUUACUAGGCUUUUAAAAUUAUGGAUAACCCAUAAUUUUUUUCUAUCCCAGUGAACAUGUUAAUGAUGAGCUGUUACUGCAGACUGUGACCAAAUGUUUUGUCAACAAUAAUUUUGUAUAUGAUAACCAUGUAUUGGGUACACAUUCUCGAAGGAAGCCAGGGAUAGAAUUAUUUAGGAAAACAGUGUUAAGAGGCUAUACUGGUUCCCAAUGGGUUCCUAAUGCCUUAAAAAUCCUUGUUAGAAGGGUCUUCCAUUGAAACCCCCAGUGAUCAGCUCUGAUCUGUGGGGAAAGGAGCUUGAGUUGCCAGCAGCACCUCCCCAGGUGAAAUGAUGCAUUACACUAUUGCCAUUUUUAUUAAUUUGUGUUUGUGUGAUGCAUGGGUGUGUCUGGUCCUCCAAAGAAAAUAACCUGUUUGUACCAUAUUUGGCCUGGCUAAUAGAGGGCCAACCAGAAUUUGCUAAUAGGCUAUUUAAAAAAAUGGGUCUCUUUUGACUAGUCAACCUCUUUAAUAAUAUGUCCCAAAAAUGUUUGUGACCUAUUAAAAAAAAAAAUACUUUUGUGUUUUGGCUUGCUCAUCCUUUAACGUGGUUAGAUUGAUGGGAGGUUUCUCGAAGUGCUGCGUCAUCAAUCCUAUGUGAUUUCAUGUUCUAUUGCAACCGGCCUCAUUUCCAUGACCCAGAUAGUUGUCAUCUCCUCAUCAUUAAGAUGAGUAACAGUAGAAAAUGUUGGGUCUGAGCACAUCUAAACCUCCUGCAUGAUGUCCCAGGACAAGGUGAAGAAAGCAUGAAAAAUUACCUUGAAAUUCUGUUCAACUUAUUUUCUCAUCUUAAGAAGCCCCCUACCUCUAGCAAUCAAAGGGGUCAGCCCCACAAACAACAUUUAUCACCCAUCUCCAGGAGAGUUGAUAAUUGUAUGAUAGCUGGAGGUCCAGUCAUCUCGAUCAGUCCCGUAGAAGUCACCCAGGAAAACUACUGCUUCAUUCACAGGGGGCCCCAGUGGCUGGACCUUCACUAAUCGGACGCUUAUGCUUUAUCUUAUGAUGAUCAUGGGCCAACCCCUUGAAGGGGUUGUUUUGAGUGUUUAAUACUGAUGACCUAUCCUUAGGAUAGGUCAUUAGUAUGUGAUUGGUUGGGGUUUUACGCCUGUCAUCCCUGCCGAUCAGCUGUUUUGCUGUAGCCUCCUUGCAGCUUACCAAGUAUACUGCCCUAGGUAUUGCAGCUCAGCCCCAUUCACUUGAAUGGGCCUGAGCUGUGCCUAGGCCAUGUAACCGAUGAACAUGUAACUGGCCUAGGAAGAAGCCCUGGUCCUCCUCCUUUUAAACAGUGCCACGUGGAUGAGUUGGUUCCCCACCGAUCAGACACUCAUAAUCUAUCCUGAGGAUAGGUCAUCAGUAUUGACAACCCCUUUAAGGAAAACCGUUGUACAUGUAGGAUAAAUCAAUAGGUGUAAGUUGACUGUUUUCCUAUCCUGUUGUAGAACCACCUAGAAGGCCUCCGUCACACUAUGCUCUGAGCUCUUUUUACUCUCCCAGUACUUUCUCUUCGUAAAAGAUUUCAUCAGAACUUGCUUAAAAAAAAAAAAUAUAAUAAUUCUGGUAUCCUUUCCUGUUUUUAUUGAGGAACAGAAAGCAGAGGGCUCAGACUCUUACGGUGCUUGAAGGAGGUGCCCUUACUUUCUGUGCAAGCACAAUUAAUACCAGAUUUAGCUAAAAUAUUUUAAUGGUUAUUAGUGAUUCUAAAUUAACUUGCAGGUGCACAUGGAAGGUAACGAACAGCAAACUUUUAUUUAUUUAAUUUCCUAGGAGAUGAGAAAUAUCAAUUUGUAACUAAAAAAAGGUAAAAACCUCAAGGAAAGGUUAUUAUUUUCUGUCUGGAUUAUUUUUGAUUGGUUAUUGAGCACGUGUUACAACGUUGGAUAAAAUGACUUUUGGUUUUCAGUACAUUCAGGAAUUAAUGGUUUAUUCAGCACAUCGGAUGGGAGACUUGGACCAAAUCUUCAAGCUUCCCGAUCAGCCUGCAUGCUAAUGUUGCUAUUACGGACUGAAAUUUUCAGCAGCAGAUGUAUUGUCUUAACUGCGGCACCGCAUUACAAAUGAAGACUACUUGACUAAGCCUCAGAUGUGGACAUUUAUGUAUUUCUUGUUAAUCAGGUAGUUGGUGUAAUGCAAAUGAAGAUAUCCGGAACAUCUAGACAGCUCUGGAAAAUCUGAGGGUAUACCCUGUUUUGGCAUUUUGUAAAGCAACCCAGAACCCAACCAUUCACCCGUUUGUAAAUUAUUAUUUUUUAUAUAUAUAUAUAUAUGAAAUAAAUAUGUAUUAAUGACA
This is a messenger RNA of Bufo gargarizans (Asiatic toad), 6257 nucleotides long. It is a transcript of the gene RAP2C, whose product is annotated as RAP2C, member of RAS oncogene family. Lineage: Eukaryota; Metazoa; Chordata; Amphibia; Anura; Bufonidae. Gene Ontology annotation, biological process: negative regulation of cell migration; Rap protein signal transduction. Bases 362 to 913 code for a protein of 183 amino acids. The transcript has 4 exons. Gene Ontology annotation, molecular function: GDP binding; GTPase activity; GTP binding. Gene Ontology annotation, cellular component: plasma membrane. The record is from RefSeq and is a predicted model, not a curated record.